Messenger RNA from Callithrix jacchus (white-tufted-ear marmoset), 1826 nucleotides. RefSeq names its product ribosomal protein S6 kinase B2 (gene RPS6KB2). The record is from RefSeq and is a predicted model, not a curated record. Gene Ontology annotation, biological process: protein phosphorylation. Lineage: Eukaryota; Metazoa; Chordata; Mammalia; Primates; Cebidae. Gene Ontology annotation, molecular function: ATP binding; protein serine/threonine kinase activity.
AUCGGCGCGCGCGCGGCCGCCGUCGCGGAGAGAUGACGUUUCGGUUCGGGACUGUCACUCAGAGCCCGGCCAGGUACUGGCCGAGGGGCCCUCGGGGCCGGUGCCGCCAUGGCGGCCGUGUUUGAUCUGGAUUUGGAGACCGAGGAAGGCAGCGACUGCGAGGGAGAGCCAGAGCUCAGCCCCGCGGACGUGUGUCCCCUUGCCGAGUUGAGGGCAGCUGGCCUGGAGCCUGUGGGGCACUAUGAAGAGGUGGAGCUGACUGAGAGCAGUGUGAACCUCGGCCCGGAGCGCAUCGGGCCCCACUGUUUUGAGCUGCUGCGUGUGCUGGGCAAGGGAGGCUAUGGCAAGGUGUUCCAGGUUCGAAAGGUGCAAGGCACCAACUUGGGCAAAAUAUACGCCAUGAAAGUCCUAAGGAAGGCCAAAAUUGUGCGCAACGCCAAGGACACAGCACACACUCGGGCUGAGCGGAACAUUCUGGAGUCAGUGAAGCACCCCUUUAUUGUGGAACUGGCCUAUGCCUUCCAGACUUGUGGCAAACUCUACCUCAUCCUCGAGUGUCUCAGUGGUGGCGAGCUCUUCACGCAUCUGGAGCGAGAGGGCAUCUUCCUGGAAGAUACGGCCUGCUUCUACCUGGCCGAGAUCACGCUGGCCCUGGGCCAUCUCCACUCCCUGGGCAUCAUCUACCGGGACCUCAAACCCGAGAACAUCAUGCUCAGCAGCCAGGGCCACAUCAAACUGACCGACUUUGGACUCUGCAAGGAGUCGAUCCAUGAGGGCGCUGUCACUCACACCUUCUGCGGCACCAUUGAGUACAUGGCCCCUGAGAUUCUGGUGCGCAGUGGCCACAACCGGGCUGUGGACUGGUGGAGCCUGGGGGCCCUGAUGUACGACAUGCUCACUGGAUCGCCACCCUUUACUGCAGAGAACCGGAAGAAAAUCAUGGAUAAGAUCAUCAAGGGCAAGCUGGCGCUGCCCCCCUACCUCACCCCUGAUGCCCGGGACCUUGUCAAAAAGUUUCUGAAACGGAAUCCCAGCCAGCGGAUUGGGGGUGGCCCAGGGGAUGCUGCUGAUGUGCAGAAGCACCCCUUUUUCCGGCACAUGAAUUGGGACGACCUUCUGGCCCGCUGCGUGGACCCCCCUUUCAGGCCCUGUCUGCAGUCAGAGGAGGAUGUGAGCCAGUUUGAUACCCGCUUCACGCGACAGACGCCGGUGGACAGUCCCGAUGACACGGCCCUUAGCGAGAGUGCUGACCAGGCCUUCCUGGGCUUCACGUAUGUGGCGCCGUCUGUCCUGGACAGCCUCAAGGAGGGCUUUUCCUUCCAGCCCAAGCUGCGCUCACCCAGGCGCCUCAACAGCAGCCCUCGGGCCCCUAUCAGCCCCCUCAAGUUCUCCCCCUUUGAGGGGUUUCGGCCUAGCCCCAGUCUGCCAGAGCCCAUGGAGCCACCUCUACCUCCACUCCUGCCACCGCCGCCGCCGCCACCACCACCACCGCCACCCUCGAUCACCGCCCCUCUCCCCAUCCGUCCCCACCCAGGGACCAAGAAGUCCAAGAGGGGCCGUGGGCGUCCAGGGCACUAAGAGGCUGGGUUGGGGGAGGGCCACCCUCGAAUCCUGUCCCUGCGGCUGUGAGGGCAGCAGGAUCCUGGGCCAGUUCCAGAGACCUGGGGGUGGGUGUGAGUGCCUGUGAGACUGUGUCUGCUGGGGCGGCUGGGCCCCUGAAUCGUGAGCAUGGAGGGCUCCAGGCUACAACUGCUGGGGCCAGGGCCCUGCUGCCCACCGCCCCCGCACUCGGCUGUUCCCGUGGAAGAUUAAAGGGCUGAAUCAUG